Cladophialophora psammophila CBS 110553 is the source of this 1818-nucleotide messenger RNA. RefSeq lists its product as uncharacterized. Bases 1 to 1818 code for a protein of 605 amino acids. The record is from RefSeq and is a predicted model, not a curated record. The transcript has a single exon. Lineage: Eukaryota; Fungi; Ascomycota; Eurotiomycetes; Chaetothyriales; Herpotrichiellaceae.
AUGGCUGCAUUUGCGAGGUCUUACACCUCCGACCCUGUGGACGUCAUCAUAUCAGACUACAUGUCCGAGGUAAACAUGACGAUCGGGGCCGCCAGAAAGGUCGACUCGACGCACUUGACUCCGGACAUGGGCAAUGCCUUUGUUGGCGCAGGUCCGGCUUUUGAAGCCUCAUUCCUCGAGGCCUUGGAACCGGCGUUAGAAGACCUGGGAAGGUACGGGAUCAAAGUGGCUGCAAACGCAGGAAAUGCGGACGUACAAGGCCUGUAUAAAAUUGUGGUCGAGAUGGUGAGGAAGAAAGGGCUGCAAGACAAGAUCAAAGUCGCGUGGAUCUCGGGCGACGAGGUCUUGCCGGCAAUCAAUGAAGGGUUGAAGAACGGGAGUUCCAAGUUCAAGAACAUCUAUACAGGCCAGGUGCUGGAGAGGUGGGAAUUUGAACCCAUCUACGCGCAUGCCUAUCUGGGCGGCAUGGGCAUUGCAGAGGCCUUUCGCCAGGGAGCCCAGAUUGUGAUUUGUGGCAGAGUCGCUGAUGCGUCGCCCGUCAUCGGGGCAGCGACGUGGUUUCACGAGUGGAAGAGGGAGGACUUUGGUCGAUUGGCCAAUGCCUUUGUCGCGGGCCAUCUGAUCGAGUGCUCGACCUAUGUCACGGGCGGGAACUUCUCUGGAUUCAAGAGCCUUGAGGCUGCGGAUAGGUGGGUUGAUAUCGGAUACCCAAUCGCUGAGAUCUCGCAGGAUGGGCAAGUGGUCAUCACAAAACAGAAGAACUCGGGCGGAACAGUGACGGUUCACACAUGCUCGUCGCAGCUGCUGUACGAGAUCCAAGGACCCUGGUAUUUCAACAGCGAUGUCACCGCCGUCCUGGAUCAACUCUGGUUCGAACAGCUCGGCCCUGACCGCGUUGCACUGCACGGCGUCCAAGCCCUCCCGCCACCACCCACGACAAAAGUCGGAAUUACCGCUCGCGGCGGAUUCCAAGCUGAGGCCUGGUACUUCAUGACUGGGUUGGACGUCGCCGAAAAGGCCCGCAUGACUGAAGCACAGCUUCGCCAUAGCCUCAAGCGGUACUCGGACAAACUUACCACACUGUCGUUCAGCGUCCUGGGAACGCCGGGCGUGGACGCGGACAACCAAAACGCCGCGACUUGCAUAUUCCGCGUAUUCGCGCAAGCGAAGGAAUUGAAGGACAUUGCGUCGGGAAAGUUUCUUAGACCGGUGAUUGACAAUAUAAUGCAAAGCUACCCAGGUUCCACUUUCCAUCUGGAUUUCCGUCUGGGGAUCCCGAAGCCAUACUUUGAAUAUUAUGUCACAUUGCUGGAUCAAGCGAAGGUGUCACAUGUGGUGCAUUUCAACGGCCGAGAAACACUGAUCCCACCACCUACAAUCACGAAUGUCUUCGCGGAGAGGCAACCAAGUCAGCCAAGCACGCAGCUGCAGGUCGACCUCUCGAAAUUCGGUCCGACAGAACGGGCUCCCCUGGGAUCCAUUGUCAACGCCCGCUCCGGCGACAAGGGCUCGGACUGCAACUGCGGCUUCUGGGUCGCGCGGGAGGACGAGUACGUGUGGCUGAAGAACCUGCUCUCUGUCUCGACCAUCAAGCUGCUUUUGGGGAAGGAGUACGACGAAUCGAGGGUGCCCAAGCUCGAGAUUGAGCGGUUUGAGUUGCCGAAUCUGAGGGGUGUGCACUUCUUGUUCAGAAACCUCCUGGAUCGCGGCGCCACCAGUACGAGCACCGUAGAUUUCCUGGGCAAGAACUGUGCCGAGUUCUUGAGGGCCCGGUACGUCGAUGUGCCCGUGAGGUUUUUGGCCAGAGGCAGGUUGUGA